AUGAUACCGAGUCAGGCCAGGAGACAGGGACGCAAACAAAACCUAGAGGCCCCCAAUCCGGGUCCUAAACCCCUGCCUUCCUCCAAAGCCAUCUCUGAGACAGACCGAACCAGCCUGCCCAGUCCUAUCGCUGACACUGCUAUAGAUCCAGGAGAAGGCACUGCGAAGAAGGAGGGGGAUGAUGUGUUUUAUUCCAGUGUGAUUUGGAAGAAGAAGAAGUGGAUGAAGAAGAAGAAUGAGGGGUCCGUGGACGGGGGAAGGGAGGCGUCUAGCGGUUCCUACCUGGAGGAAGAAAGGGUCAUCUGGUACCGGUAUCAUAGCGUUCUCUAUCCCAAGGUUUAUGAUGGCAAGGAACCGACCAGUGUGGAGACCAGUUUUAGAGGGCGUACAUCAGUGCCAGGCAAUGCAUCAGAGGGUGACUGUACACUGAGGGUUGAGAGUGUGACAUGGACAGAUAAUAACCUCCAGCUCUACGUGUGGAUCAACCCUGAUGAGUCAGCUACACAAAAUGUCCAUCAUCAGAUCUUGGAAGCCAUGGUGGUGAGGAGUGGGUUGAUUCUGUCUGUCUACAUCCUCACCUUCCUGAUGGGCCUGCCUGGCAACAUCCUGGCACUCUACGCCUUCAGCGUCAAGAUCCGCAAAAAGCCCACUCCUACAGACAUCCUCCUGCUCAACCUGACUGUGUCCGACCUUAUCUUCCUGCUCUGCCUGCCCCUCAAGAUGCACGAGGCAGCCUCCGGCAUGGUAUGGACUCUCCCCAGGCCUCUCUGCAACAUUACCUCUUUCGUCUUCUUCUCCACCAUUUACACCAGCUCCCUCCUGCUGAUGGUGGUCAGUGUUGACCGCUACCUGUGUGUGGCCUUCCCUGUCCAGUACAGGCUCCGCCGCAAGCCCUUGUAUGGAGUGGUGAGCAGCCUGGUGGUGUGGGUCUUCAGCUCGGUCCACCUCUGCUUCAUCUACAUCGUGGAGAACCAGACCUCAUCUGAGUUCUAUGCCUGCUAUGACAACUUCACCCAGGAGCAGCUGAAGGUGGUGCUUCCCAUGCGCUUGGAGCUGUGUGUGGUUCUAUACAUCGUGCCACUGCUGGUCUGUGUGUUCUGCUACCUGAACUUCAUCCUCAUCCUCAAUAGGACCCCUAACCUUUGUGCAGAGAAAAGGAAGAGAGCCGUCGGAAUGGCUAUGGGGACCUUACUUGUUUUUGUUGUCUGCUUCCUGCCCUAUAACGUCACCCAUGUACAGGGGUUCAUCAUCCAAGACAACGUGGAGUGGCGGCUCUACGCUCUGCUCCUGACCACGGUCAACACCGUCCUGGAUCCUGUGACGUUCUACUUCUCCUCCUCCAUGUUCCAGGCCACCAUGAAGAGGAUCCUGACUGGGAAGCGAAGGAACCGCUCCCCUGGUGUCUUCAUGACAGCUCAAAACAACACUAGAGACAUAGAGGGACACAGUAACCCACCCACAACUGAGGGAGGUUUGUCUGACAAGUGA
Molecule: messenger RNA, 1488 nt
Organism: Salvelinus namaycush (lake trout)
Lineage: Eukaryota; Metazoa; Chordata; Actinopteri; Salmoniformes; Salmonidae
Product: free fatty acid receptor 2-like
Exons: 3
Coding region: 1-1488 (495 amino acids)
Biological process (GO): G protein-coupled receptor signaling pathway; cellular response to fatty acid
Cellular component (GO): plasma membrane
Molecular function (GO): G protein-coupled receptor activity
Source: RefSeq, a predicted model, not a curated record